This is a messenger RNA of Paramecium sonneborni, 659 nucleotides long. NCBI's taxonomy places the organism in Eukaryota, Ciliophora, Oligohymenophorea, Peniculida, Parameciidae. The record is from the annotation of a GenBank genome assembly.
AUGUUACAUUUAAAGUAUCAAAUUAUUUCAGAUAAUAUUAAGAUUAAAUCUACAACACCAACUUUAUUUCAAGUUAAACCAAGUGUUGGACUUAUCAACUCUAAUUAAACUUAAAUUAUCUAAAUAUCUACAAAUCAACCUAUAUAAUAUGACACUAAAUUAGAUCCUAAAUUUUAAAUUAAUGCUUGUUGUAUUGAUUCUCAAGAUUUAGGUAAUCUAAAAACAUCUAAAAUAAUUAGAUCUUAUCUAAAUUUGGAAAAAACAAAGGUUAAUCUAAAAUUUAAUCAUAAUAAAUUAAAAGCAGAAUCAAAUAAAAUAUUUAACAAGAUGUCUAAUCUCAUUUACAAUUUCAUGAUUCUAAAUUAUGGAAUCAAUCUAAAAUUUUUACUUCAUUUAUUAAACCAAAAACAGAAAAGGAUGAUUAAAUCAAAUAUUAUUAAGAUUAAUAUGAAAAUCUUGUAAUUAUUUAUAUUAUCUAAUCAUAUAGUAACAAGAAUAUUAAGAAUUAAAAAAAAAAUAGAAUUACAAACUUAAUAAGAAUAAUUUAAAAAAUGUAAUUAAAAUUUUCUUUAAUCAUAGAAAAUAACAAUUUGAAUCUCUUUUAAUUAUCCUUUGCAGUUUCGAUAGCUUUAAUUGUAGGUUAUUUGAUAAGAAAAUGA